AUGGCCCUUCAAUAUCCUCCAUCCUAUUCCUCACUCCCUCGACUCACCAUCAUUCUUUGCUUCUUCAUCAUUCUGUAUUUCCCUUUUUGUUCAACAUCAUCGUCAUUUCAUGUCUCUUCUACAUCUGCUUUUGCUUCUACCACUUCUUUGAUUAUUGAGCAAGAAAAAGAAGCACUUGCUCUUCUAACAUGGAAAUCCAGCCUUCAUAUUCGAUCACAAUCUUUCCUCUCUUCUUGGUCUGGAGUUUCUGCAUGCAAUAAUUGGUUUGGAGUUACUUGCCACAAGUCAAAAAGUGUCUCCAGUUUAAACCUUGAAAGUUGUGGUCUAAGAGGUACGCUCUACAAUCUCAAUUUCUUAUCACUCCCCAAUCUUGUCACUCUUGAUCUUUAUAACAACUCGUUCUAUGGAAUCAUUCCCACCCACAUUAGUAAUCUUUCCAAAUUUAUCACCAUCCUUGACUUGGGUUUCAAUAAUUUUGAUGGUCUCAUACCUCACCAAGUUGGAUUGCUAACAUCUCUUAUUUUUCUUGCAUUGCCUUCCAACCAUUUAAGAGGUCAAAUCCCUCCUUCAAUAGGAAACUUGAGGAACUUAACCAGUUUGUAUCUUUAUAGCAAUGAGUUUUAUGGUUUCAUUCCUCGAGAAAUUGGAUUGUUAAGAUCUCUUAAUAACCUUGUGUUGUCAACUAACAAUCUUAGUGGUCCCAUCCCGACUUCCAUAGGAAACUUGAGGAAUUUAACCACUUUGCACAUUUAUACUAACAAACUGUUUGGUUCCAUCCCUCAAGAAAUUGGAUUGUUAACAUCUAUUAAUGAUCUUGACUUAUCAAAAAACAAUCUCAUUGGUCUCAUCCCACCUUCCAUAGGAAACUUGAGGAACUUAACCACUCUGUACCUUCAUACUAACAAACUUUCUGGUUCCAUCCCUAAAGAAAUUGGAUUGUUGAGAUCUCUUAAUGAUCUUGAGUUGUCAACUAACAAUCUUAGUGGUCUCAUUCCACCUUCCAUAGGAAAUUUGAGGAAUUUAACCACUUUGUACCUUCAUACUAACAAUCUUUCUGGUUCCAUCCCUCAAGAAAUUGGAUUGUUGAGAUCUCUUAAUGAUCUUGAGUUGUCAGCUAACAAUCUUAGUGGUCCCAUCCCUCAUUCCAUAGGAAAUUUGAGGAAUUUAACCACUUUGUACCUUCAUAUUAACAAACUUUCUGGUUCUAUCCCUCAAGAAAUUGGAUUGUUGAGAUAUCUUAAUAAUCUUAAGUUGUCAACUAACAAUCUUAGUGGUCCCAUCCCGCCUUCCAUAGGAAACUUGAGGAAUUUAACCAGUUUGUACCUUCAUACUAACAAACUUUCUGGUUCCAUCCCUCAAGAAAUUGGAUUGUUGAGAUCUCUUAAUGAUCUUGAGUUGUCAGCUAACAAUCUUAGUGGUCCCAUCCCUCAUUCCAUAGGAAAUUUGAAGAAUUUAACCACUUUGUACCUUCAUACUAACAAACUUUCUGGUUCCAUCCCUCAAGAAAUUGGAUUGUUGAGAUCUCUUAAUAAUCUUAAGUUGUCAACUAACAAUCUUAGUGGUCCCAUCCCGCCUUCAAUAGGAAACUUGAGGAAUUUAACCACUUUGUACCUUCAUACUAACAAACUUUCUGGUUCCAUCCCUCAAGAAAUUGGAUUGUUGAGAUCUCUUAAUGAUCUUGAGUUGUUAGCUAACAAUCUUAGUGGUCCCAUCCCUUCUUCCAUAGGAAAUUUGAGGAAUUUAACCACUUUGUACCUUCAUAUUAACAAACUUUCUGGUUCUAUCCCUCAAGAAAUUGGAUUGUUGAGAUCUCUUAAUGAUCUUGAGUUGUCAACUAACAAUCUUAAUGGUCCCAUCCCACCUUCCAUAGGAAACUUGAGGAAUCUAACCACUUUGUACCUUCAUACUAACAAAAUUUCUGGUUCCAUCCCAAAAGAAAUUGGAUUGUUAAGUUCUCUUAAUGAUCUUGAGUUGUCGAUUAACAAUCUCAAUGGUCCCAUCCCACCUUCCAUAGGAAACUUGAGGAAUUUAACCACUUUGUACCUUCAUACUAACAAACUUUCUGGUUUCAUCCCUAAAGAAAUUGGAUUGUUGAGAUCUCUUAAUGAUCUUGAGUUGUCAACUAACAAUCUCAAUGGUCCCAUCCCACCUUCCAUAGGAAAAUUGAGGAAUUUAACCACUUUGUACCUUCAUAAUAACAAACUUUCUGGUUCCAUUCCUCAAGAAAUUGGAUUAUUGAGAUCUCUCUUUAAUCUUUCAUUAUCAACAAACAAUCUUAGUGGUCCCAUCCCUCCUUCCAUAGGAAACUUGAGGAAUUUAACCCAAUUGUAUCUUGAUAAUAACAGAUUUUCUGGUUCCGUCCCUCGAGAAAUUGGAUUGUUGAGAUCUCUUCAAGAUCUUGCACUGGCAACUAAUAAACUCAGUGGCCCCAUUCCUCAAGAAAUUGAUAAUCUCAUACAUUUGAAAUCCUUGCACUUAGAAGAGAACAAUUUUACUGGCCAUUUACCUCAACAAAUGUGUCUAGGUGGAGCACUUGAAAAUUUUACAGCCAUGGGCAACCAUUUUACCGGUCCUAUUCCAAUGAGCUUGAGAAAUUGCACUAGCUUAUUUAGAGUUCGGCUUGAAAGAAACCAACUCGAAGGAAACAUAACUGAAGUUUUUGGCAUAUACCCAAACUUGAAUUUUAUGGAUUUGAGUUCCAACAAUUUGUAUGGUGAGCUUUCUCAUAAAUGGGGGCAAUGUGGUAGCCUAACAAGCCUGAACAUAUCCCACAAUAAUUUGUCUGGUAUCAUACCACCUCAACUUGGGGAUGCAAUUCAACUGCAUCGACUUGAUCUCUCUUCAAAUCAUCUGCUCGGGAAGAUCCCUAGAGAACUGGGUAAGCUAACAUCAAUGUUCCAUUUGGUGUUAAGCAACAACCAACUUUCAGGCAACAUUCCUUUGGAGGUGGGAAAUCUUUUUAAUCUUGAACAUCUUAGCUUGACAUCAAACAACUUAAGUGGCUCAAUCCCUAAACAACUAGGAAUGCUUUCCAAACUAUUCUUUCUCAACUUGAGCAAGAAUAAAUUUGGGGAAAGCAUUCCUGAUGAGAUUGGGAACAUGCAUUCCCUUCAAAAUCUCGAUCUCAGUCAAAACAUGCUGAAUGGGAAGAUACCACAACAGCUUGGAGAACUACAACGCUUAGAAACAUUGAAUCUCUCCCACAAUGAACUCUCUGGUUCCAUCCCAUCCACUUUCGAAGAUAUGUUGAGUUUGACAUCUGUUGAUAUAUCUUCUAAUCAGUUGGAGGGACCUCUCCCUGACAUCAAAGCCUUUCAGGAGGCUCCAUUUGAGACAUUCAUGAACAAUGGUGGUUUAUGUGGCAAUGCCACUGGUCUGAAGCCCUGUAUCCCAUUCACACAGAAGAAGAACAAAAGGUCUAUGAUUUUGAUUAUCUCCAGCACCGUAUUUCUUCUAUGCAUUUCCAUGGGAAUUUAUUUUACACUUUACUGGAGAGCAAGGAACAGAAAAGGCAAGUCUAGUGAAACACCAUGUGAAGAUCUAUUUGCAAUAUGGCACCAUGAUGGAGAGAUAUUGUAUCAAGAUAUCAUUGAGGUGACUGAGGAAUUCAACUCUAAAUAUUGUAUUGGGAGUGGAGGACAGGGCACAGUUUAUAAGGCUGAGCUGCCAACUGGUCGGGUUGUUGCUGUGAAAAAGCUUCACCCACCACAAGAUGGUGAGAUGAGUAGUUUGAAAGCUUUUACAAGUGAAAUUCGGGCCUUAACAGAAAUUCGACAUCGAAACAUUGUGAAGUUUUAUGGCUAUUGCUCACAUGCAAGGCACUCGUUUUUGGUCUAUAAACUGAUGGAAAAGGGAAGCCUAAGAAACAUUCUAAGCAACGAGGAAGAAGCAAUUGGGUUGGAUUGGAGUAGGAGGCUAAAUAUUGUGAAAGGUGUGGCGGAGGCAUUAUCUUAUAUGCAUCAUGAAUGUUCACCCCCUAUAAUUCACAGGGACAUAUCCAGUAACAAUGUUUUAUUGGACUCUGAAUAUGAGGCUCAUGUAUCGGACUUCGGCACAGCAAGGCUUUUAAAGCCAGACUCAUCAUCCAAUUGGACCUCAUUCGCAGGCACCUUUGGGUAUAGUGCUCCAGAGCUUGCUUACACCACCCAGGUGAAUAAUAAAACUGAUGUUUAUAGCUAUGGGGUGGUGGCAUUGGAAGUAAUUAUGGGUAAACAUCCUGGUGAUCUCAUCUCAUCCCUGUCAUCAGCAUCAUCAUCGUCAUCAGUCACAGCAGUGGCUGAUUCUUUGUUGUUGAAGGAUGUGAUAGACCAACGCCUCUCACCUCCCAUACAUCAAAUCAGUGAGGAAGUUGCAUUUGCUGUGAAGCUAGCAUUUGUGUGCCAGCAUGUUAACCCCCAAUGUCGGCCAAGCAUGAGGCAAGUUUCUCAGGCACUAUCAAGUCAGAAGCCACCUUUGCAAAAACCAUUCCCCAUGAUUACAUUGAGAGAGCUGUUUCAGGGGUGAUCAUCCGGAAGCUCUCUGGUAGGUGGUCAAUAUGGAAAACCUCUGCUCUCUUAUACUUUUUCGGCCUUGAUUGCGCUCAUGCAAGUGAAUCUCUGUAAUUUCAUCUCUUUUCAAUCUUUGGUUCCUUAAAAAUAUUCUUGAGGAUCUAUUUUGUUUUCAAUAAGACAAUGCCAUCUUACUUGUAUUACUGUCCUUUCCCAGUUCAUGUACUAUGUUCAAUUGAAGUAUGUGAGAUGGUUUGAGAGUAUUAAUUUGGAAAGGAAUA
Molecule: messenger RNA, 4768 nt
Organism: Vitis riparia (riverbank grape)
Lineage: Eukaryota; Viridiplantae; Streptophyta; Magnoliopsida; Vitales; Vitaceae
Product: probable leucine-rich repeat receptor-like protein kinase At1g35710
Exons: 2
Coding region: 1-4503 (1500 amino acids)
Biological process (GO): hormone-mediated signaling pathway; protein phosphorylation
Cellular component (GO): plasma membrane
Molecular function (GO): protein binding; ATP binding; protein kinase activity
Source: RefSeq, a predicted model, not a curated record